UGUGUGUAUGUAUACAUAUAUAUAUAUAUAGAGAGAGAGAGAGAGAGAGAAAUGAUACAUAGUAGAUAUAGAUAGACAGAAGAUAGAAAUAGAGGAAAAUAUAAUUAGAUUUAGAUAGGUGUUAGAAAGACAGACAGAUGAUAGAUGAUGGAUGGAUGGAUGAUAGGGAGAUGAUAGGGAGAUGAUAGGUAGGUAGGUAGAUGAUAAGUAGAUCGAUAGAUAGAUGAUAGAUCGAAGAUAGAUAGAUGAUAGAUAGCUAGAUAGAUGAUAAGUAGAUCUAUCGUCUAUUAGAAGAUAGAUGGUAGGUAGGUAAGUAGAUAGAGAAAGAAAUAUAUAGAUAAAUGAUAGAUAGUAGAUAUAGAUAGAUAGAAGAUAGAAACAGAGAGAGGAAAAUAUAGAUAGGUGAUAGAUAGAUAGAUAGAUAGAUAGAUAGAUAGAUAGAUAGAUAGAUAGAUAGAUAGAUAGAUAUUUGCAGAUAGACUGCCUCUGUCUAGGGAGGGUUGCCAGAUAAGCCAAGGAUCUCCUUUGCCAAAAUCUCUGCAAACACAAAUUGGGUGAACCGCGUCUUAUUUUUCAGAUGCUAAAUGGACUCUGGACUCCACCAAUCAGUUGUAAAAGGGUUUCUUCUUCUUCUUUUUUUUAAAGUCAUUGUUGCAAAAUUUGAAGGAUUAACAAGGAGACAAGAUUGCAAAGCAGGUCUGAAUUUCCCAGCAGUUUUCAGAUGCCGAAAAACGGGUUGUGGAGGGCCUGAAUCGGUUAGAAAAGCUUUUUAAUUUUAAUUUUUAUAGGAAGUUGUUGCACACACACACAAAAAAAGGAUAGAAUUCGGACCACAAACCAAAAGGAGACAAGAAUCCAAAGCAGUUGGAAAACUGUUUUUUUUUUUUAAAGUAAUUGUAAAAUUUGAAGAAUUGGAACAAGGAAGAGGGGCAAGAUUGCAAAGCAGACUUUAAAAAAAAAUAAGCGAAAAAAAGCACGUGAAAAGCCUACCACCUCUCUCUCUAAAAUAAGAUCAAUUUGCGGUUUUUCUGCCCUGUUUUGUGAAACCGGGGGUCAAAUUUCAGGAUCCGGACUGGAGAACUACAGCUCCCAAGAUGCAGCAGGGGUAGGGUGUUUUGUUUUGGUUUUUUUUUAAAAUAUAUAUAUAUAUUAUUAUUAUUUUUUUCCCCUCCCUUUUCCCCUCCCUGCAGCAUCAGGACCGGGGCUGGAAAGAAGGAUGCAGGCACUUCAGCACAAGGGAGGCGGAGCUUAAGAGCAUCUUUGGCUUGGAGCGGUCCUGCAGCCGAGCAGAGAGGCUCCGCCCCUUCUGGGAUAAUCUCACUCCGGAAACCAACAAAUGAUUUGUCUAUGCUUUUGAAGGCAAGAAAAAAAACAACAACAGCAAACCAGAUCUCCUUGAUCCAGAUAAUUAAAAAAAAAAUCAGCUGGAAUUAAAUUGCUUUUUAAUUGUUUUUUUUCUGGGCCUUCCUUCUCGCCUGGAAUUGACCUGGCUCUCUGCAUGUGCCCAGAAACGCUCUUUGCAUUGGAAUUCCAGACCGGUUUGCUAGCAAAACUGCGCCAAAAUCAUCCCAGCUAAAAAAAAAAACCCCCAAAAUUUUUUUUUAAAAAAAGAGAAAUAUUUACAAUAUGGAGGCCACUUGUGGAGCGGCCCGAAGCAUUCAAGUGGGAUUUUUUUUCUUUUAAGGAAAAGGCGACCCCUCCCUCAAAAAAAGACGUACUUACUUCCCUUUAAUUGGGGAGGGAAGUGGGGGUGAACUUUGUCUGCAAAAAAUAUGCAUUUUAUAGCAACUGGAAGCUGAUAAUCCAGGGAUUGGAACUGGCUGGACGUCGCCUGUGGGAAAGAAGCGGAAAUAAUCUCUUGUUUGAUUUUCCUCCAUGUUCCUAGUCCUCAGUUUUUUAAAUAUAUAUAUAUAUAUAUAUAUAUAUAUAUUGUUUGGGCUGUUUUUUUGGACCACUUUCAUGAGCCUAAUUUUGGGGGGUCACCAUGCCCUCCCGCAGCGACUCCAGCUACUCCUUAACUGGCCGAACGUCGCACAGUUUCACACAUUUGCGCGUCCGAAGGGCUUGGCUCCAAAUUAUCCUCCUUUUGGGCUUCAUCCAGAUGAUCUUGGGGGUCCUCAUUGUGACGCUCAGCUUGUUGGUCACCACUUCCAUCCCAUCUCAGCAUCCCAUUGGGAAUUCCUGCCCCAUCUGGGCCGGCUUUCCGCUGGCCUUCUCCGGUGUGGUUGGCAUUGUGUCGUGGAGACGUCCCUUCACCCCUGUGAUCACGUUCUUCACCCUGCUGUCCGUCUUAGGGGUGAUGCUCACCUUGGCCGGUUCUAUUCUCUCCUGCCAACACGCCCAGCAGGUGAAAUCCCUGGAGGUCUGUGAGCGGAUAAGGCAGCGAGACGGAUCUUCGAUCCCAAAGGAGGUGGGAUGGCGACGGAGCCUGAAAGCUCAGAGUAACUUUCUGUAUAAGAAAUGCAUCUACUCGCCGUCCGAAUCGGGGAUUCCUGCCUGCGGCAAUAAAGCUGACGUGGAUUCGAAUUGUUCCAGGAUUCUUCUGGUCCUGAAAGACCUGCUUUUCAGCAUCUGCGGCUUAACCAUCUUCUCCAUUGUCGUCUGCACCUUAUCCGCCAUCAUGUGUUGCAUCCAAAUUUUUUCGGUCGACAUUCUCCACGUGCUCUCUCCACCUCGGUCAAGUUCCGUCACUCUGGAUUGUACAUCCCCUCCGGACACUUUCUUGCAACACAUGUUGGACCUGGAUGAGUUUGUGCCCCCAGUUCCGCCCCCUCCUUACUACCCCCCGGAAUAUACCUGCAGCUCAGAGACGGAUGCUCAGAGCAUUACCUACAACGGUUCCAUGGACAGUCCCGUACCUCUAUAUCCCACCGACUUCCCUCCAAGUUAUGAGGCCGUUAUGGGGCUCCGUGGGGACAGCCAGGUAACACUGUUUGACUCUCAGUUUACGGAAACAUCGCAUGGGCCGUGUUCCUGCAACCAGGUCCCUUCCGUUGUGCUUAGUGGUGAAGCGAUUUCCGUGGACAGCAAUUCGCUCAUCAUGUCGGAAAUCAUAGACAUUCCCGGGGACAGUAGCCCGUCUGAGGAUUCGUGCCUGCUGGAAGGGAGCGGAUCGGCCUGCUCGGUGGAUUACGUCCUCUUCCGAUCCAUCCAGCGCAGCCGAGCGGAUUACUGCCUUAGUGUCGAUUGUGGACACUGCGGGCUUCACCCGCAGGGCCCGUUUGAAGACAUCCCGCAGACGCGUCUGCGAGGCGAGCGGUCCUUCUCCUGUUCCACACCGGGCACGGUGUACGACGGCCUGCUGGAGGUCAGUAGUGCUCAGACCCACAGCUGCCACCGCCUGGAGGGUCUCGGCCACAGCGUGGGACCCUGUUUUCCCGAAGUUCGCAUGAAGCCCAAGAUGACGGUAUCGGCGCGCAAAGAGCCUAGGCGACCGCGUCGCAGCAGCGAAACAUCCUGCCAGUCACCCGUGAUCCGUUGUCCGCUGCUGCGGUCCCACAGUGACCCUGGGAUGGCCGUGUCCAGGGAGGCUGAAACUGAUGACCAAGAAGUAUUUUGCACGAAAGGGUCUGGAGACGACGCUUCUAAUUCCUCAGCGGAAACAGGGCCGUGUUCGGAGGCGUGCCCCUUGCACCCGUCGCUCUGUGACCCACUCUUGCUGGCUCAGGUGGCCGGCAAAUCCAAGCUGGAGCUGCCCGCGAAGGUGCCCCACCAUCUCUCGAAGAUGAUCACGCGGUCUCUGGGGGACCUCAAGGCGUACCGGGGGUCUCGCAGCCUGAUGGCCCGUUUCCUGCACCGAUCCAAAAGGAAUUUGACUUUGCCGGGUGCGGAAAUGAGUUCUCGCGGGAACAAGCAGGUGUUAAGGCUGGGGAGUCCAUCCAACGGCAUCCAUCUGCAGAGCUGCGGAGAUCUGAAUUCGACCUCCCCCUUACGGCGUUUGCUGUCUGGUCGCCGGCUGGACCAAAGACGUCCCUGCAGCCUGAGUGGACUUCUGCGAGAAAGCAAUCUCUGAAGACCAGCUCCGAUGCUUGUCCUCUGCGGAAGAGGAUUUGGAGCGAAAAACCCGCCAUGAGAUGGACAUCUGGCGGACGUCCCCGCCGUACAAAUGUCCAGGAACGGCCCAACAGGUUGUCCGACACUGUUACUUGGAAAUUAUUCCGCCGCGCUCAGGAUACAUGCGAAACCAAAGUGGGGAGUCUUGUGCCCCUGCACGGCGAUCUCCCAAAAUUAUUUUGAGGGAAGGAACCACAAAAUUUGAGUGGGGUCAGGAAGGAGGGCUCGCCUGGCUACCAGCGCACCGAGAGGACAGACCCGCUGACCCGCGCUAUCUAAAACAACAAUCAACCCUGAGUUUUUAAGGGCUCCACCCACACUCGUUCUGGAGUCCCGGUUAUCCACGCGGGGCGGUAAUCCGGCGAGCUGUUCUAAAACGAGCGAUCCUCUUGAACGUAUUUCUUACGUCUCAACGGGAAAGACUGAGCCAAGGGCUUGGAUGCACCACUGAACCCCUUAAUUCUUUCGUUCUGUCCCGGAUUCACUGCCUCUUGAGAAUGCUGUUCCUGUUUAUCCACGAUACGUCUGCGGUGUGUCGCGCUGUUCGAUUCCUCGUACGUUUGUUUCUCGCAUUUGUCCCUCUUUUGUGGAUACCUCACUUUAGUGCUGUGCCUUUUUGGGGUGCUUCCCUUGGAGAGGCCAUCAUGGACUGGGAGGGGGCCCAGUUGAAUUCUGGGGGGGUAGGAGACAGGAGACGCCACAAAAGCAAGCCCAGAUUCCCCCUCGGCCUCCCAAAAUAGUUCAGGUCACCAUAGACUGUCCCUCCCCUUGGAGGUUCCGCAGAGCCCUCAGAGUAAGAAAUUAUGACAAUUCCAGGGCUCGACCAAUCCCCUGGCUGAGAAGAGGGGUUACUGCUACAGAUAGUCCUCGACUUAUGCCCACACUAGAGCCCAACAUUUCUGUUGCUAAGCCAGACAGUUGCUAAGCAGGUUUUGACUCGUUUUACGACCUUUCUUGCCUCGGCGGUUAAAGGAAUCCCUGCAGCUGUUAAGUUAGGAACCCGGUUGUUUCAGUGAAUCUGGCUUCCCCGUUGACCUUGAUGUCGCAAAACGGGGACCGUCAUAAGUACGAGAAAUUUAUGACAAUUCUGGGGCCCUGAAGCCAGCGGUAGCUCUGAUCUCUUCCCGCUAUUGCAAAAUUCACCUGUUUUUGCUUUCCGGCCGGAGAUUUUGCAAAAGGAGGCGAGACCUCCACAUUUUCCGAUUUCCCCAAAGAGAUUGUUUUUCUACCGUUGGGCAUGUCCUCUUGACUCCAAACCCAGUCUGGGUUCCCAGUUUUUCGGAAGGCGCAUGCGGUAAGAUCUCGCCGUCACCUUUCCCGACUUUCUCAAUCUGGGGUGGGGGUGGGGGAGUUGGCGGGUGGGUUGAGGAUGGCCAACUCUCCCCCAUCGCGCCGGUGCCUCUGCUCUUUCACCAAGCCUGCAUGUACAACAACCCAGGGGGAUGCACCAACCUAUGAAAUCUCUCCGCCGUUUGGAAAGGCAGAGGAUUCUCCGCAGAGGGGAAGAGUUGGCAACCUUCCUUGGCCGCGCCGGUUUUUGAGAUGCAUAAACGCCUCACUUGA
Ahaetulla prasina is the source of this 5616-nucleotide messenger RNA. RefSeq names its product endosomal transmembrane epsin interactor 3 (gene ENTREP3). Lineage: Eukaryota; Metazoa; Chordata; Lepidosauria; Squamata; Colubridae. The transcript is spliced from 13 exons. The coding region runs from base 1985 to 4012 and encodes 675 amino acids. The record is from RefSeq and is a predicted model, not a curated record. Gene Ontology annotation, cellular component: membrane.